AUGGGGCUGUCCACUUGUGCGAAACCUAGCGGUCCGCCAGGCAGCGCACACGCUAUCACUCCCUCCCCGAACAGAACUAUUACUAAUUUUAAAAAAGGAAAAGAGUAUCUGGUCAGACUUUUUUUUAAUUUUCAGAGUAUUGUAAGAGCUCACGAGAACAUGGUACCAGCUCAACUGUUCUAUGGUACAACUCGAGUUUGGAACGCGCAUAUGAACAGAUCUCCGUACUCAUACGAGUAUAAUCCACCUGAAGAAAGAAUGAGGUUCGACCAGAACACAGAUAACACUCUCACCCAAGUCCGCAUUGUAAAGGAGAACGGGGACCUGCACGGCGUCCUGAACUGGUUCUCAGUUCACACUGUCAGCAUGAACAUGACCAACACCCUUAUAUCCUCCGACAACCUCGGCUACGCAGCCUUGAUGAUGGAAAAGACGCUCAACCCUACCAGCAUGACUGGGAAGCCAGAAAUCGUGGCUGGUUUCUUCGCGUCCAGUCUCGGUGACGUGUCUCCCAACACUCGAGGUGCUCGUUGCGAGUUCAGCGGUGAGGAAUGCGACAACCAGUUCCUGUUAUGCGAGGCCCAGGAGCGAUGCUACUCCUUAGGGCCAGGGGACGACAUGUUCGAGAGUACCAAGAUCAUUGGCACUGCUGUUUAUGAAGGGGCUAUGGAAGUACUAAGCAGUCCCGGUGAAGAAUUAAAAGGAGAAUUAGCAGUGGUGCAUCAGUUCGUCGAGAUGCCUUUGCAGACCGUGUCACGGUACGAUCCUAUCGCCAGGACAUUCAAUGCUGAUGAACCUGUUAGUGGGUGUGUACCAGCGAUGGGCUACAGUUUCGCAUCAGGAACCAUUGAUGGAGCUAACACGCUUAACAUAACUCAGGGAACUGUUCAGGGUAACGACCUUCUGGACACAAUCAGUGGUGUCAUCGCAGAGCCUACACAAGAAGACGAGGAGUGUCAUGCUCCUAAACCAAUUCUACUGAUGACAGGAAGGGCCAACUUCCCAAUCCCCUGGCACCCUCGCACCAUAUCCGUCAGUCUGAUCUGGCUGGCGGAUUUCGUCAUCGCAGGAGUGCCUGGGGAGCCUACCACCAUGACUGGAAGACGGAUCAAAGACGUCAUCGGAUCAGUCAUGGAGAACCAUGGCUUCGAACCCAAAGUGGCUGUCUCCAGUCUUAGCAACGAGUAUAUUCACUAUGUGUGCACUUAUGAGGAGUAUCAGGUACAACGUUAUGAAGCAGCAUCCACGAUCUACGGCCCUCACACUUUAGACAUUUUCUUGAACAAAUUCUCAGAGUUCACUACAGUCGCUAUUGAGGGUGGCGACGUGGAACCAGGCACAGAGCCAGCUGAUAACCGCAACGGCACUCUCUCCUUGAUCCUGCCCGUGGUGAUGGACAACGCUCCUCUCGGCAGGAGCUUCGGAGACGUCCUGGAGCAACCACCAGAAACCGUCCGUCGCGGACAGACCAUUACUGCUACUUUUGUAGCCGCAAAUCCUCGUAACGACUUGAGGCAAGAGUCAAGCCACGCAGUGGUGGAGAGAUUUGAACUUGGUCAGUGGAUCGUGGUAGCCACUGAUGCUGAUUGGGAGACCAAGUUCCACUGGGUGCGCCAGUCCACCAUAACCGGUACCAGCAGAGCGACCUUCGAAUGGACCAUACCCUCAGACGCCAUCUUCGCACCACACCGGAUCGUCUACUACGGCGCUUCCAGGAGUCUACUUGGUACUGUCAACCAGUUCGAAGGUGUCACAAAUAGCUUUAAUAUUGUUCAAUAAAUUAAUGUAUACACCUA
Molecule: messenger RNA, 1796 nt
Organism: Pectinophora gossypiella (pink bollworm)
Lineage: Eukaryota; Metazoa; Arthropoda; Insecta; Lepidoptera; Gelechiidae
Product: neutral ceramidase-like
Exons: 12
Coding region: 1-1779 (592 amino acids)
Biological process (GO): sphingosine biosynthetic process; long-chain fatty acid biosynthetic process; ceramide catabolic process
Cellular component (GO): extracellular region
Molecular function (GO): N-acylsphingosine amidohydrolase activity
Source: RefSeq, a predicted model, not a curated record